CCAAACUUCCCCCCAUAAAUUCUGCAACCAUCAAAAAUAUAUUCAACCGAAACUCCGAUUCCCACUUCCACACAAACGAAAGUGCGCCCUAACAGAUUAUUGAAUCAAACGUUCAUCGUCUUCUGUAUCUCCAAUUUGUUUUCCUCUCUAUUAUUUUGAUCCCGAAUUCGACUUCUUUAGCGGUGAAUUCAUACACAUCAAUGGCGAAAGAACCUUCUAGUACGAGCAACGAUACGGCGUCGCCUUCUUCGUCGCCGUCGGCGGAUUCGUACAUCGGAAGUUUCAUAAGCGUAACGUCAAAGUGCGAGAUUCGUUACGAGGGCGUUCUGUAUUAUCUCAAUCCUCAAGACUCCACCCUCGGCCUGAAAGAUGUGAGAUCAUACGGAACAGAGGGGAGAAAGAAAAAUGGGCAACAAGUUCCUCCAAGUGACAGAGUUUAUGAAUACAUCCUGUUUCGUGGCAGUGACAUUAAAGAUUUACAAGUUAAAACUGCUCCACCUGUUCAAAAAGAGGACCAGAUAUUCACUGAUCCUGCAAUUAUUCAGUCAAACAUUUAUGAAGGGCCCUCAAGUUCAUCAAAAUCAAUGUCAGCUACUGGUGGAUCUUUGACAGAAUCCAACUUGCACAGUGAACCCUCUGCAAUGAAUGCAAGAUCCUAUUCAAACAUAUUGCCUUCACAUCAAUCUGGAACACAGUUGGGGAUAUGGAAUUCUUCUCAGUCGACAAAUAGUGCUGCUUCAUCUUAUGGCAUGCUGACACAAAUGCAGGGAUAUGGUGGAGUGCCAGGGAGUAAUGCUGCUGCUCAACAGCACUCCUUAACAUCAAGUACAACUUUGCAUCCCGUGCAGAAUCAGGCAUCUACAGCCGUCGUAUCGACAAAUUUAUCCAAUAAUGUUUCUCCAGGGCAUUCACAUGCAACAUCGAGUUCUAUAUAUUUAAAUGCUACACCAACUCUUUCUUCUGAGCUGUCCAAGCCCUUUACGGAUUCGCUUUCUUCAAAGAUAUCCCUGCCCUUUCAUCAUUCCACAUUAAUAAAUUCUAAUGGAUUGACCAUGCCUUUUUCAUUAACCUCCCAAAACACAAGCAGCAUCGAAUCUCAUGUUGUUAGUAAAGUAGUUCUUGACCCUGUGUCAUCACUUCCUGUUCAGUCCACAACAUAUUCCACACCAUCUGUUUCAGAUCCAAUAUCAGACCCCUUGUUUAAGCAACAACAAACAUUGCUAACCCCAAAUCGGUCUCAGCCCAAACUAUCUGAAAAUCCCGCAAAGACAUUGUACCCUGAUCAGAAGGUUAUGGGUGUUAUGAGUUCAAUGCCUCUGAAUUUCUCAUCCUCAGCCACUACUCCUGCAGUUCAACCCCCUCUUUUGCCACUGCCACCUCCUUCACAAAAGUUGCAAUUUUCUUCUCAGUUCACUGAAGAAUUUGAUUUCCAAGCAAUGAACGAGAAGUUUAAGAAAGAUGAGGUUUGGGGGUAUCUUGGAAAAGCAAACCAGAGAGAUAAAGUAGAGAGGAUACAAGAAAAUGGAACAAGUGGCCAGGACCCUGGGGAGGAUAACCCUGACUUGGUAUCUGAUACUGAGCCUAAGCCUGCAUAUAAAAAAGAUGAUUUCUUCGACACCAUAUCUUGUAAUGUUGUUGGUCGUGGAGCUAGGAGUGGGCAGAUUCGAUCAUCUGAGCGAGUGAAGUUGGAUUCUGAGACAUUUGGCACUUUCCAGAGGAGAACUCAAAUAGGUUAUGGUGCAUAUAGAGCAGGUUAUGGUGGACAUAGAGGUGGACGUGGUGAUCACCGUGGUCCAUACAAUUGGGGUAGAGGGUAUAACUACGGUAACAGAGGCCGUGGGGGCUAUAAUACGAGGAGAUGACAUUGGAGACCUUACUAUUCAAAACCAAGCAGUAUCAUCUUUAUUCUCCAAUAAACUAAUUCUGCAAACUGAACUCCAGUUAAUGACAAUGGACCGACAAUAAAUGGGAUUUAGCCAGGAGGAGUCAUUACUAGAUCUUUUUGGCACAUUUUGAAGGCUUAGUUAUGGCAAGGCCAUGUAUUUUUUUUGCUCUGACCCUGCCUCUACUUGUUAUGCUCCAGUUUCUAAGUACUAUAGUACAUGGCCUAAAAUAUGGCUGGAUAGCCAAUAAUCUUAUUUUUAUCAAUGUUUACUUGAAACUAAGCCUUUAGGCAUUUUUGUGAUUAUAGAAAUAAAAUAAGAAAAACUAAAAUAAGAAAUUAUGUGAUUACUCUUAA
Molecule: messenger RNA, 2239 nt
Organism: Sesamum indicum (sesame)
Lineage: Eukaryota; Viridiplantae; Streptophyta; Magnoliopsida; Lamiales; Pedaliaceae
Product: protein decapping 5
Biological process (GO): cytoplasmic stress granule assembly; P-body assembly
Cellular component (GO): P-body
Molecular function (GO): mRNA binding
Source: RefSeq, a predicted model, not a curated record